Pecten maximus is the source of this 4546-nucleotide messenger RNA. Its product is annotated as centrosomal protein of 120 kDa-like. The record is from RefSeq and is a predicted model, not a curated record. Gene Ontology annotation, biological process: centrosome cycle; interkinetic nuclear migration; positive regulation of centriole elongation. The transcript is spliced from 22 exons. NCBI's taxonomy places the organism in Eukaryota, Metazoa, Mollusca, Bivalvia, Pectinida, Pectinidae. Gene Ontology annotation, cellular component: centrosome; centriole. Bases 334 to 3417 code for a protein of 1027 amino acids.
UCGGGAAUUCCCGUUACCAGGCGUAGUGUAAUAUUUAUCGAUAAACAGUGUAAUUUCUAAUGUUCUAACCGUUAAAAUAAAGUUUAAAUACCAUGCUAAUACCACAAGGUCGAUUAUUUCAAAAGGAUGCACUAAAAUAUAUAAAUAUCAAGUGUUUUCUAGCGGAAGAUUAAUAUAUUCUAUCACGCCAGAUUUUACGUCACUUCCGUAUCAACAUUAGUACACAUGCGAGUUCAUGAAUAUGGCGGCUGUUUUCAAACAAAAUCGGAAAGAUGUAAACAAAAGUUUCGGAUGAGACUGUUCUUCGAUUGACGUCUUAACACAUGAUCAACCAUGGUUGAGAAAGGUCGCUUCUUAGUCGUUAUUUCGGUUCUUGAAGGACGAAGAUUUCCUAAGCGACCAAGGCAUCAGAUUAUUGCAGAAGCUCGAUUUGAUGGUGAGUUGUUGUCAACUGAUCCAGUGAAUCAUGUGGAAAAUCCAGAUUUCACUCAGGAGCUGGCCUGGGAGCUGGACAAGAAGGGACUACAGCAGCAUCGACUUCAGAGGACGUCCAUCAAGAUCCAGUGCUAUGCAUACGAUAGUUCCAGUACCAUGAAGGAAGCCAUCGGUUAUGUAGUAUUAGACCUACGAUCAGUGACUGCUAAACAGACGGUGAAAUGGUAUCCGCUUUUACACUCCAAGUACAGUAAGAACAAGUCAGAAAUUAAGCUUUCAAUCUACUUGGAUGAAGAUAAAAGUGGAGAACAGCCAAGUUUUCGAGCCAAGGAAGCUCCUCCAAGAAUGAUAGAGAAUUCAGCCUCUGGUCCAGACGAAGCCCGAUUUCUCCGCCCAAUACUCAAUGAGGAGGAAGGCUUCUACCAGAUAGGGCCAGCAGCCAAGUGCAAAGACCAAUUUGUUCUCUCUGUUACUAUUGCAUAUGCUGCAAACUUGCCACAGCUGAUACCAAGUACACAGCCCCUACCUCCAGAUGCCAGUGGGUAUUUUUUCUACUUUUCCCUUCUUGGAAAUGAUGUCACAAAUGAAGUAUUCCAUGAUCUCAUCAAUCCCAACUUCCCUGCUGAAAGGGCAUCUGUUCGAGUUAGGACAAGUGUGGAAGUUCUGCGGCAGUUUUUCACCCAUCAACCAGGCAUCCAGGUUCACCUUUGUUGUGGGGAGCAGUCUCUAGGGAGCUGUGAGGUUCCACUUAAUUCUCUUCUUCAAAAAAACAGCACUGAGAUUUACAUGAAACCAGUGGCUGUUGAGGGAUCCUUUCAGUUGAUUCCACCGAACAAGUCAAAGCAGCAGAUACCUCCAGCCGUGAAUGACAUGUCUCCUGCAGUAGGUGUGUCAGUCAUACUUAGGAAGGAAGAUAUGGCAAUGAAAUCACCGGUGAAAGAAUCUCCGCCCAGGAAAGAACAGGAAGUUCAGAGGGAGUCUUCACCACCCCGACACAAAGACUCCCCUAAAACUAAAAAAUCUCCUGCCAAAGGUACCAAAACCAAGUCUAAAACAAAAGGCAUGGCCAAAGGGGAUAAAGCGGACGCCCCCAAACAGGCAGCAGCUGAUGACUACCCAGAUGAUUUUGAAGAGGAAAAUACUCAGGAAAAUCUGAGUAGCAUAGAGGAGGAUAGACUAAGAGAAAGAGCAGCAAAAAAAUCUGACCAAAGGGGAGAUAAGCCAGCCAAGCGUAGCCUUUCCCCACCCACAGCUAGUCCUGUUAGGCCGUCUGAUCAAGGUGGCAGCAUUGAAACGACCACACAACACGUGGCUAUCCCCCCUCAGGCCCAUCAUUUCACCUUCUCCAUUGACCUUCGCAGCAUCAAGGACAUGGCCAGCACAAACACGCUCUACGUCUUUAUCAGGUAUACAUACCCAUUCUUUGGGAGUGCAGCACCUAUCCUGACUCACCCACCCGUCGAGAUACGCAAAGGGAUGGAGGUUCUUCUUCCCCAGUCUUUCUGUGCCUUUGACUUUGCUUGUACUGUGGCACAGCUGCAGGAAACUUUCCUAAGGGUGCCUCUGAUAGUGGAGGUAUGGCACAGAGACAAGCAGCUGUCCAAGGACGUGUUACUGGGCACAGCACGUCUUCCUCUGGGGAACAUCAUCACCACAGACAAGAUGAGGAUAGCGCAGAGUAAGACUGGCAGUAUAGGAUGGAGACAGGCUUGUAGUGACCGCAUCACCAUUCAGGCCAACGACAGUGACCAGCGUAAGGUGGGCGAGGUCAGUACUGUUCUGAGUUUGGAGGACUGGGGCACUAUCACCACACAGCAAAUCAUUGUACAGCAGGAAUCCUCGGGGACACAGAGUGUAGCCGAGUCCCUAGGACAAAACAUUGCGGGUGCUGCCAGAGCACACGCCCAGCAGUCUUCACCUCAGGCUCUAACUCAGCCCCCAACUCAGGCCCCACGCGAGUCUGUCGAGUACAAGGCUGCACUAGAGCUGGAAAUGUGGAAAGAGGGACAGGAGAAAAUGUUUGAAAAUCAGUUAAAGCAGAAAGAGACAAUGUACAUGAAGGCUCUUGCAGAAGAAUGGAAGAAAAGGGAUAAAGAAAGAGAAAUUUUGAUGAAGAAAAAGAUGGUGGAGUAUGCACAGCUAGAAGACCAGCUGAGGAAAACCCUAUCUGACCUUGAAAAACGUGAAAAACAGCUUGCUGCUAACGAACAAGAGGUGGCCAGAAUGAAAACUGACUUACAACGGGAACAUGACAGGAAGCUGCAGGAUGUACGAGAGGCCUCGCGUAGGAUGAAGGAAGACUGCGACCACCAGGUGGAGCUGGAAAGAUUAAAGUGUAAAGAAAUUGAAGGCCUGAUAGACAGAUAUAAGCGAGAGAUAACAGAGUUGGAGAAGAAGAAUCAUAACCAAGAAAAAGAGUUUGCUGUGUAUAAGGAGCAACAGAAUACAAAACCUGAGGUCAGAUUACAGUCAGAGAUUAACCUUCUCACGCUGGAAAAGGUGGAACUGGAACGUAAAUUGGAUGCCAUAGCUAAGUCUAAGGUCCACUAUAAGCAGCAAUGGGGUCGUGCCCUCAAGGAGCUGGCCAGACUCAAACAGAAGGAACAGGUGGCAGCGAAAACAGAGCUGAAACGUCAGCAGCACGAACUGGAACACAUGCGACUGCGAUAUCUGGCUGCAGAAGAGAAGGAAGUUGUUAAGUCAGAGAAAAAGGAAUUAGAGGACCUCAAAAAUGAACUCAAUAGGCUCCGGCAGAUGGAGGAAGAGAAAUCCAAGUCCCUGAAUCAUUCUCUGAGUCCGCGGGAAUACUCCGGAAAUAAGAGUGAGGACAACCAGGGCCUGGACGAUCACAUCACACGUCUUAUCGAGGAACGGGACACGUUAUUACGAACAGGAGUUUACACCACGCAAGAUCGUAUCAUUGCUGAGCUGGACAGACAGAUUAGGGAAUCUAUGGUACAAAAGAAAACAAAUGCUUUAUAACGUUGACAUAGAGAACAAAUAGCUCUGACACUGGUGCCUCGGCAGAUGUUUCCAUACUUCAUGGGAAAAAAUGAGCCGCCAUUCAAGUGGAAUACAUUGUAGAUAAGUCACUCCAAGCUGAGAUUCAAACAUCCCAGUGACUUUGUCUCAUGUAGCAUCACAAACCGAUGUAGAAUCUGUCGACUGGUUUUGAGACAAAAGCUGCCCCUGAUAUAAGAUGGACUUGGCAUUUCUUGCUAUUACCCUGUGAUAUUUUAAAAAUCUCAAAGUUGUUCCAAGUCUGUUAAAUAUAUGAAGCUUAAAUAUUUUUAUGAAGAAUACAAUCGAGCGAUUGCAGCUUUACAGAGAAAUUGUUUUAAUUGUAUGAAUGUAUACUUGUUAGUGAAGAUAAGGAAUGAAAGUAUUAGCACAUGUAAAUGGUUGUAGAUAUUUGUAUAUCAGAAUAAUUUAAACUCUUUUAUCAUGAUUUUGUAACAAAAAGUCAUGAAUCAACAAUAGUAAAUCUUUUGUUAAAUAUAUAAAAGUAAUAUAUAGUAUCUUCACUCAAGUCCAUAGUUCUAGUUCUGUUAGUUGUAUCAUUUAUAGUUCUGCUGUAGAUUUACCAUCCUACUGUUUUUCAUUUCAUCACCGGCCAAUGUUUCUUUCCUAGAUGUGAAAUUUUUGUCUUUCUAUUCUGUAAAAAAUUAACAAGUUAAAUAAACAUUUAAAUACUAUUUUGUUAUAAAUCAGAGUUGCAAUCAAAAUGAUUACUACAAAAAUAGUUCUAUAUACGAUGUAUAUAUAUAUUAUACAAAGUUCAUAUAACAUACAAAUCAUGUGACCUGUGUAUUGAAAUUAUUUGUCAGAUGCAACUUUUCUUUCAGUUACGACUAAAAUUCUGUUCAUUCACAAAAGACGAAUGUGUUAUUAUUAGAUUAACAUGUCAUUAAUUACUGUUGGAUGGUAAUCAGUUUUGUGUGCUGCUAGGUGCCUAACUACGUAUCUGUAUAGACCAGUACAGCUGUACAUGUAUGUGGUUUGCAACGUAAUUAUAGCAUUGCUACAUUUUUUUAAAUGUAAAUUAUUGUACAUAAUAUUAUAUGCUGAAAGAUGAUAUGCAAUGCCUAAAAAUAAACUAAAAUAAAAUCUC